Messenger RNA from Closterium sp. NIES-65, 4848 nucleotides. The record is from the annotation of a GenBank genome assembly. Lineage: Eukaryota; Viridiplantae; Streptophyta; Zygnematophyceae; Desmidiales; Closteriaceae.
AUGGAGGAGGCGCAGCGUAAGGCGGACGAGAUGCUGGCGGAGCUGCAGGCGGGGAGCGGAGCGGAGGAGAAGGCGGAGCGGAUGGAGGCGGCGGUGGAGUACUUGGCGGGCCUUCCGCCCGACAUGCGCGCGACCGUGCUGCCCGACGCGCUGCCGCGCCUGUUAGAGCUUCAGGCGGACUCGACGUUUCUCGUCCGGAAAAACUCGGUCGAGCUCUUCUACCGCCUCGGCUCUUCCAUAAAGCAUCGCGACGCCUCUGCGCUCAUGGCCUCCGCGCUCGCCGCCAUCAUCCGCUCCUGUCCGCCCAUGCCCCUCCCCGCGCCCCCCCCUUCCGCCGCCUCCGCGCCCCCCGCGCCGUCCCCUGCUACUGCUGCGGCGCUCACGCCUCUGCCCGCGCGCCUGGCCCCCGCGGCUGUGGCGACCACCAAGGCAGUCAAGCACGCCAUCUCCGCUGCUUCUGCCCUUGUCAAAGGCGCCUUCGCUGCUGUCACUCCCGUUACAGGCGAGCCCCAGGCGUGGUCAGAGGCAUGGGAGCAGGUAGCAGCGCUGGUGCCGCUGAUAAGGGACAUGCUGCCAGGGCAGUACCCGGACAGCGUGCGCGUGCAUGCAGUGGGCUUCACAGAGAUGCUCGUUCUGCUCGGCCGACCAGGCGGCAAAACUGCUGCUGCUUCUUCUUCUUCUGCUGCUGCUGGUAGUGGUGGUAACGGCAGCAGUGGGCAGAACGGGAGCAGCGGAAGGGACGGGGCGGAUGGCACAGACAUGGCAAACGGAGUGUUGCAUCUCCCCGACCCUGACUCCGACCCAUGGCUUAAAGCCCAGUCCCUCGCCUCCCUCUCCGCCCUCACCUCUCUGCUGCAACCCCCCGCAGUCGCCUCGCUCUCCCCCCCGCUCCUCCUCACGCUCACCAGCAGCCUUGCUGGUAUCGCCCGCCGCUGCCCCGCUCUUUAUAGUUACAUUGUGCCGGCGCUGGUGGGGAUUGUGCCGCCCACUGCCACGUCAGCGGCGUCGGCGCCGGUGGCGGUGCCAAGUGGGGAGGAGAGUGGGUGUGGGGUGGUGCAGAAGCUGCUGCAGGCGUCGGGUAGUGUGAGGCAUGGCGUGCGGGCGGCGCUGCUUGUCAUGUUGCGGCUCAUGCCGCUCGCUCCAGGCGGGAUGAAGUGGCGGGACUGCUUAACAUCACUCCUGAAGGAGUCACUGGGAGCAGGAGAGGCCGUCGACUCAUCUCUAAGGCACAUCGACCGCUCCCUUCGCAACUCUGCCGCUGCUGCCUCUGCAGCUGCAGCUGCCGCCGCCGCCGCCGCUGCUGCUGCUGAUGGUCCCUCUGGUGCUUCUGGUGUUUCUGUGGGGGGUACUGGUGCGGGUGGGAGUGGUGGUGGGGCUGGGAGUGGUGCUGCUACUGCUGGUGGAGGAGGUGGUGGGGGGGGCGAGGGAGCAGCAGCAAAGGCGUCUGCAGGGUCAGGGAAGGCUGCUGGCCGGCCUGCUGAUCCACGGCGCAUCCGACCGUCCACUGCUGCCCAAGCCAGCACAGCCACUCCUGCUGGUAAUACACCAGCAACAGCAGCAGGAGGAGCAGGAGGAGACAGGAACACAGCCGCAGCAGCAGCAGCAGCAGCAGCGGCGGCAGCAGCAGCAGCAGCAGAGGCAGUAGCCGUAGACCCAUCAGCAGCUACCCUGCCAGUGGAGCAGCUGGUAACCCUUCUGAGUGCGCUGGUGGCGAGGGGCAGCGAGGGCAUGCUGGCAGUGGAUGCUCUGAUCGCCUCUCUGCCCCCCGGCAUGCUGGCCGACCUGGUCAUUGAAUUCAUGCAGCACCUCCCUCCCUCUCCCCCUCCCGCUGCUGCCGCUGCCGGUGCUGCUGCUGCUGAAGGCGCUGCUGCUGGUGCUGGUGCUGGUGCUGCUGCUGGUUCUGCUGGUGCUGGUGGUGAUGGUGCUGGUGCUGGUGGUGAUGGUGCAGGUGCUGGUGGUGGUGGUGAGGAGGAGGGAGUGGUGGAUGGUGAUGGGAAGAGGGAGGCUGGCAGGGGUGGUGCGCGUCGCCAUGACCCUCGAAGAGUGAAGGCCAAGGCAGAGGAGGCCACUGGUGCUGCUGCUGCUGCUGUAGCAGGCACUGUGAAGGAUGAGCAAGGGCUACAGCCGCCGCUACAUCCUGCAGCAGACAGGACAACAGAUGCCACACGCCCCAAGCCAGAAGACGCAGGCUUGCAGACUGGCCUCCCUGCUUCUGCUGCUGCUGACACAUCUGCUAUCGUUCCUACUGCUGCCACCACCGCUGUUGCUUCUUCUGCUGCUGCUUCUGGUGUCUCUGGUGCGUUGGUGCCAGUACCCUCCACCCCUGUAGGUCCUCCAGCCGCCCCUCUCCCUCCCCGCCUUGCAGCCUACCUCUCGGUCCCACGCACCCCCGUGGCCCUGGUUCCACUCUCGCCGCCCCAGCUGGCUGCAGCUCAGCAGGCAGCAGUGUGCAGAGUCGUGGCGGGGGGUUGCAGAGCGGUGCUGCUGGGUGAAGCGGGGCUGUGGGUGGCGCUGCUGGUGGGCAUGGUGAGGGGAGCAGAGGAGGAGGAGCAGCAGCAGCAGGUGCUGGAUGCGCUGUUGAAUUACCUGCUGGCAGACUACAACCGGGUCAAGGGCUCGCAGGUUGUGCUCUCCGUGCUGCAUGCUCUCGCACUGGAUCACUCUUCCCCUCCGCCCUCCUCCUCCUCCUCCUCCUCCUCCUCCUCCUCCAACGUCCCUGCUCUCCCUGCACCCCCACCAACGUCGUCAUCACCCGCAUCGGCACAAGAUGCUUCAGCAGCAGGAGCAGCAGGAGCAGCAGCAGCUGGCGAUGCUAUGCAAGUGGAUGGCAGGGGCCUGGGGGGUGCCACUGCUGCGGGUGCUGCGACUGCCGGUACUGCUACUCUUGCCACCAAUCCAGCUGGCGGCGCGAAGGACUUGGUAUCUCCUCAGAUCCCUGCUCUCUACACGUCGUUCUUCUCUCGCGUGCUGAAGUCCCUCCUCUCGCCCUCCUCCGCUGCUGCUGCUGCUGCACCUGGCGGGCUCAAGUCCCUCCUUCUGCCUCUCUUUGUUGAAGCGCCCUUCCUCCCACCCGUGCUUCUGAACCUGCUGGGGCAGGCGUGUGGGUUGGAGGGCCUUGGGCGGAGGGAGGGCGAGAGGGGGACAGGCGGAGAAAGGGGGGCUGGGGCUGGGAGAAAGAGAAGAUUAGAAGAGAGGGGUGAUGGGGAUGAGGGGGAAAAGGCAAGGGAUGUGGAAGGAGGAAAGGGGGAGGGAAGAGAAGGAGAGGCGGGAGACCGGAGAGAGCCGGGAGAUGGGGCAGAGGGAGGGGAAGCGGAGCAGGACCCAGAGGGACCAAGGUCAGAGGAAGAGGUAAAGCAGGUGAAAGAGUCCCUCGUGGUGCUCUGGCGGCUGCUAGUGCUGCGCCCGCCCGUGCGCAGGAGAUGUCUGGCCAUGGCUUUACAGUGUGCAGUGCACCCGCACCCGGACAUCCGAUCCAAGGGCGUGGCGCUGGUGGCCAACCGCCUCCACGCCCUGCCGUACCUCACAGUGCCCAUCGAGCGGUAUGCACUCAAGCAGCUGCUGUCUCUGCCCACCAUGGCUCUGCCGGCACCGAUGCCGGUUUCUGCUGCUGCUGCUGAUUCUGCUCCGGGUGCUGCUGGUGGUAAUGCUGCUGCUGGGGAUGCUGGUGGUGCUGGGGAUGCUGGUGGUGGGAAGGAAGGAGUGGGAGGGGAGCAGGGAGGGGCAGCAGGGGAAGCGGGGCAGGCAGGCGAGGGAGGGGCGGCGGGGCAAGCAGGUGGGGGAGGGGGAGGGGGAGGUGCAGCGGCGCAGCUGUCAGGGGAGCAGCAGAAGGCAGUAGGGCACGAGGUGGAGAGGCGACUGGCGCUCUUCUGUGCGCUCUGCUCCCGGAGACCAUCCCUACUGGCGGAGUUCUUCCGGGUGUUUGGGCAAGUCAACCCCGUGGCCAAGCGGGUCAUGCUGCGCGACCUGCUGCCGCCCAUGCUCGCCACACUCCCCCCCACCACUCCCGACCUCCUCACACUCAUCUCCAACCCCCCAGAGGGCUCAAUGCGCCUCUUGCUCAAGCUGCUGCACUGUGUGGCGGACCCACCACGCCCGUCCGCCCUGCCCCCGCCCUUCAUCGCUGCAGUCAAAACCCUCUCUGCUGCCAGGCCCGUUGAGCCAGAGCUCCUCAUUCCCAUCCUGCCCUUCCUCUCCAAAAACGAGGCUCUGGAGGUGUUUCCGCGCCUGCUGCACCUGCCUCUGGAGCUCUUCAAGAUCGCUCAGGACCGCCUGCUGCAGGGCUCCCCUCACACGCCGCCAGCGCUAACAGCAGUGGAGCUCAUGACCACACUGCACGCUGUGCAACCCAAGAGGGACAACGUUCCGCUGAAAAAGAUCAUGGCGGUGUGUUCCUUCUGCAUCUCGCAGCGCGCCAUCUACACACAGCAAGUCAUUGCCAAAGUGCUCAACCAGCUGGUCGGACAGACGCCCCUCCCCAUGCUACUCUUCCGCACCGCCAUGGAGUCUGUCGCAGCCUUCCCUGACAUUGCAUCGUUUGUGGCGGACAUACUCUCGCGCCUCAUAACCAAGCAGGUGUGGAGAGCCCAUCCACAGCUGUGGCUGGGCUUCAUCAAGUGCUGCCUCGUUACAAAGCCACUCUCUUUUCCUGUCCUCCUACAACUGCCAGCAGCACAGCUGGAAGAUGCGCUGAAUCGAGAGCCGUCGCUCCGCCCCGAACUUGCUGCACAUGCCGCACAACCAUCCGUGCAGCCCUCCGUUCCCCGAGCGUCCCUGGUCCUUCUGGGAGUCAUCACACAAGAUCUUGGAGACGCUCCAGCUGCGGGAGCUUCGGCAAUUGCUACUGCUUAG